UCCACCACAAUUUCAUCUCCACAGCCAUUCUGUCAUCUCUGCCCUCACUUGGUUCCCAGGAACAUCCGGAAGCACACAGUACAGUUCUCUGCCUCACGGAGGGGCGGAUGAAAUACUUUCUCUCCCUCUCUCAGGGGUUUCCUGUUGAAAUAGUUGAAUUACCGGUGCUGUGCUGGGAGAAGCGUCAAAACACCUCAAACGGACAGACAGGUUUAUUUUAAACGACAUUUUACAACAUUUUACACUGAAGCUCUUCAACACUGUUUUUGUUGUCCACCUGUCGAGGAUGGCAAACUGAUGGCCUUUCUCAUGUUGGAGGCUAGCUGUUCACUCUGAAGGCGCAGGAUGAAAAGAUGGAACAGCUGCUUGUACCACCAGGUCCAGACAGCUUCCGUCCCUUUAGUCGUGAGUCUCUCAAAGCCAUCGAGAGCCGGAUUGCUGAGGAGAACGCAAAGAAGCCCAAGGGAGAGAAGAAAAAACGCAAUGAUGAGAAUAAGAUCAAGCCCAGCUGUGACCUGGAGGCGGGCAAAUCACUCCCUAUUCUGUAUGGGGACACUCCUAAAGGCAUGGUGUCGACACCGCUGGAGGACCUGGAUCCCUACUACUUUAAUCAGAAAACUUUCAUAGUAUUAAACAAAGGAAAAUGCAUCUUCCGCUUCAACGCCGCUCCUGCCUUGUACCUCCUGAGCCCCUUCAACCUUCUUAGAAGAAUAUCAAUUUGCAUUUUGGUACACUCAUUGUUCAGUAUGCUGAUUAUGUGCACUAUCCUCGCCAACUGUGCAGUUAUGACACUGAGUGGUCCGCCUACCUGGGCAAAGACUGUAGAGUACAUAUUUACUGCAAUCUAUACGCUUGAAUCCCUCAUUAAAAUUUUAGCUCGAGGGUUCUGCAUAGGGAAGUUCACGUUUCUUAGAGAUCCCUGGAACUGGCUGGAUUUCAGUGUCAUUGUCAUGGCGUAUGUAACAGAGUUUGCAAACCUAGGCAAUUUUUCAGCUCUUCGCACAUUCAGAGUGCUGAGAGCUUUUAAAGCUAUUUCAGUUAUCCCAGGCCUGAAGACCAUCGUUGGUGCAUUGUUCCAGUCAGUGAAGAAGCUUGCCAAUGUGAUGAUUCUCACCGUCUUCUGCCUGAGUGUCUUCGCCCUAAUAGGGUUACAACUGUUUAUGGGCCAUUUAAAGCACAAGUGUGUCCGGGACCCAAUACAUGCUAAUUCCACCUUGAAUGGUACAUCACAUGGGAACUACACAAAUAGCACUGACGCCUGGAAUGCUUACAUCGCUAAUGAGACAAAUCAUUAUUACCUUCCAGGAAAAAAAGAUCCAUUGCUUUGUGGCAAUAGCAGUGAAGCUGGGCGGUGUCCAGAGGGUUUUUUGUGCUUCAAAGUGGGAAAGAACCCAGACUAUGGUUACACCAGUUUUGACUCAUUUGGUUGGGCCUUCCUCUCUCUGUUUAGACUGAUGACACAGGAUUACUGGGAGAAUCUUUACCAGCAGACGUUGCGGGCAUCUGGAAAGCCCUACAUGAUUUUUUUUGUGCUGGUGAUAUUCCUUGGUUCCUUCUACCUGAUCAACCUGAUCUUGGCUGUAGUAGCUAUGGCCUACGAGGAGCAGAGCCAGGCCACCAUAAAAGAGGCGAAGGAGAAGGAGGAACAGUUUCAGGCCAUGCUUGAGCAGCUGAGACGGCAGCAAGAGGACGCUCAGGCAGCAGCUGCUGCCGAGGGUGGGGAGGCCAGCGAUAAAGCCGUUGGCCCAGAGAGCUCCUCUGACAAUUCCAAGCUCAGCUCCAAAAGUGCUAAAGAGAGACGCAACAGGCGAAGAAAAAUGAAGGAGGAGGGCAAAGGGGGUGAAGGGAAGGUUCCUAAAUCCGAGUCACAGGACAGUAUGAAGAAAGCUCGCUUCCGCUUCUCUGUGGAUGCAAACCAGCUCAACUAUGACAUGAAAAGCUCAUCCGCACAUCAGGCUGACACCACUGACACAGAAUACAGACAGGCCGGCGGAGGAACACACCAGGAGUUUAUGGACUACCUUGAGGGCCCAGAGGCUAGACAGAGAGCUCAUAGUAUAGCAAGUGUCAUAACCAGCACAAUGGAGGAGCUUGAAGAGUCGAGGCAGAAGUGUCCUCCUUUCUGGUACGAUUUUGCCCACACCUUCCUCAUCUGGGAAUGUUGUCCAGCAUGGCUGAAGAUCAAGAAGCUGGUUAAAUUAAUUGUGAUGGAUCCAUUUGGGGACCUUACCAUCACCAUCUGCAUUGUACUCAACACAUUGUUUAUGGCCAUGGAGCAUUAUCCAAUGAGCACAGGUUUCACCUAUAUGCUGUAUGUGGGCAAUGUGGUAUUUACUGCAAUCUUCACGGCUGAAAUGGUUCUCAAGAUCAUUGCUUUGGACCCAUACUAUUACUUCCAGGAGAGAUGGAAUAUUUUUGAUGCAAUCAUUGUCAGUUUAAGCUUGAUGGAGCUGUGUUUGGAAAAAGUGGGUGGCAUGGCUGUUCUGAGAUCAUUCAGAUUGCUGAGAGUAUUCAAGUUGGCUAAAUCGUGGCCCACUCUUAACACACUGAUCAAAAUAAUUGGUAAUUCAGUGGGGGCUUUGGGCAACCUGACGCUGGUGCUGGCCAUUAUCGUCUUCAUCUUUGCUGUAGUGGGCAUGCAGCUAUUUGGAAAAUACUACAAGGAAAAUGUGUGUAGAAUCUGCAAAAAUUGCACUCCGAAACGUCUGCCCCGUUGGCACAUGAAUGACUUCUUCCAUUCAUUCCUCAUUGUGUUCCGAGUGCUUUGUGGAGAGUGGAUAGAGACCAUGUGGGACUGUAUGGAGGUGGCUGGGAUGCCCAUGUGCAUCAUUGUCUACAUGAUGGUCAUGGUUAUUGGAAACCUUGUGGUGCUGAACCUGUUCCUGGCCCUGCUGCUCAGUUCAUUUAGUGCUGACAACCUGGCAGCGACAGAAGAUGACAGCGACAUGAACAAUUUGCAGGUUGCCAUUGGACGGAUUCACAAAGGCAUUGCCUUUGUCAAGUCUCUGCUUCGAAACAGCUGCAACAGUGUCUGUCUCAGGACAAAGAAGAAAGGGAAAGGUGAGGACAAAUCCCUGGAUGAGCUACACAAACCUUUCGGGCCGAAUGGUGUCCCCAACCACAUCAUCAAAGAUUUUCCUAAGAAUGGAAAUGGGGAUGUGACCGGAGUGGACAAAACUGGAGACAAGUACAUAGUCAGCAGCAAGAGUGAUGAUUCUAUAAUGUCUUUCAUCAACAAUCCUAGUCUGACUCUCACUGUUCCUAUUGCUGUGGGAGAGUCUGACUUUGAAAACCUCAACACGGACGACUUCAGCAGUGCCUCGUCUGAUGCAGCAGGAUGCCAUGUGAUUGUAGAUGACGAUGACCAGUCCAGCUCCUCUGAGGGCAGCACAAUAGACGGUGUGCCAGGCGGGGAGGGAAGAGACUCUGUAGACUUUGAAUUGGAAGAAUCUAUGGAACCGGACGCAUGCUUUCCUGAUGGCUGUGUGCAAAAGUUCCCAUGUUGUCAGGUAAAUGUCGAAGUGGGCUGGUGGAAGGUGUGGUGGACGCUUAGAAAGACCUGUUACCACAUCGUGGAGCACAACUGGUUUGAGAGCUUUAUCAUCUUCAUGAUCCUGCUUAGCAGUGGAGCACUGGCAUUUGAGGAUGUCUACAUUGAGAAGAGGAAGACCAUUAAAACGAUGUUGGAGUUUGCAGAUAAAAUCUUCACCUACAUCUUCAUUCUGGAGAUGUUACUGAAGUGGGUGGCGUAUGGAUAUGCCAAGUAUUUUACAAAUGCCUGGUGCUGGCUGGACUUCCUCAUUGUUGAUGUCUCACUGGUCACGAUGGUAGCCAACGCCAUGGGAUGUUCUGACCUCGGUCCCAUCAAGUCUCUGAGAACCCUGCGAGCUCUGAGGCCACUGAGGGCCCUGUCUCGGUUUGAAGGCAUGAGGGUGGUUGUGAAUGCCCUGCUUGGAGCCAUUCCUUCCAUCUUCAAUGUGCUGCUGGUGUGCCUCAUCUUCUGGCUCAUCUUCAGCAUCAUGGGAGUCAACUUACUUGCGGGGAAGUACGGCCAUUGUGUCAACAGAACCUCGGAUGAAGAUUUCCUUCCAUCAGAAGUGAAAAACAAGACAGAAUGUGAGAAGUUUGACGAGGCUGCUCGCUGGAAAUACCACAAAAUCAACUUUGACAAUGUUGGCUUGGGUUACCUUGCACUGCUGCAAGUGGCUACAUUCAAGGGCUGGAUGCCCAUCAUGUAUGCUGCUGUGGACUCUCAAAGCAAGCAAGAACAUCAACCAGAAUAUGAAAACAACAUGUUCAUGUACAUAUAUUUUGUUGUUUUCAUCAUAUUUGGAGCCUUCUUUACACUCAAUCUCUUCAUUGGUGUCAUCAUAGACAAUUUCAAUCAGCAAAAGAAAAAGUUUGGAGGUCAAGACAUCUUCAUGACAGAAGAACAGAAGAAAUACUACAAUGCCAUGAAAAAGCUGGGGUCAAAGAAACCUCAAAAACCUAUUCCUAGGCCAUCAAACAAAAUUCAAGGAUACAUCUUUGACUUCACCACAAAACAGGCAUUCGAUAUUGUAAUAAUGGUUCUAAUAUGGCUUAAUAUGGUAGCCAUGAUGGUGGAAACUGAAGACCAGUCCAAACAAAAGGACAAUAUUCUCUACUGGAUUAAUGUAGUAUUCAUUAUCAUCUUCACUGGAGAGUGUUUGUUGAAGAUGAUUGCGCUCCGCCAUUACUUUUUCACAAAUGGUUGGAAUGUGUUUGACUUCAUUGUUGUCAUCCUGUCAAUCAUUGGUGUGUUUCUCUCAAAACUGAUAGAGGAGUAUUUUGUUUCGCCAACCUUGUUCAGAGUCAUCCGAUUGGCUCGGAUUGGUCGCGUCCUCCGCCUUAUUAAAAGCGCCAAAGGAAUCCGCACACUCCUGUUUGCCUUGAUGAUGUCACUUCCUGCCUUGUUCAACAUUGGUCUUUUGCUCUUCCUGGUGAUGUUUAUCUAUGCCAUCUUUGGCAUGGCAAACUUUGCUUACGUCAAGAGGGAAGAAGGCAUUGAUGAUCUUUUCAAUUUUGAGACAUUUGGCAACAGCAUGAUCUGUUUGUUCCAGAUCACCACCUCAGCAGGGUGGGAUGGCCUACUUGCUCCCAUUCUCAACAAACAUGAAGAUGAUUGUAACAAUUCCACGGAGCAUCCUGGCAGUCCUGGUCAGGGAGACUGUGGAUCUCCUGCUGUGGGGAUUGCCUUCUUUGUGAGCUACAUCAUCAUCUGUUUCCUGAUUGUGGUGAAUAUGUACAUUGCAGUUAUCCUAGAAAACUUUGGUGUGGCCACUGAGGAGAGCACAGACCCACUAAGUGAGGAUGAUUUUGAAACAUUUUAUGAGGUCUGGGAAAGGUUUGAUCCUCAUGCAACACAGUUCAUGGAGUACAAUAAGCUGUCAGAAUUUGCAGAUGCUCUGGACCCACCAUUACGCAUAGCCAUGCCUAACAAGCUGGAACUGAUCUCUAUGGAUUUACCCAUGGUGAACGGCGAGCGGAUUCACUGCCUGGACAUCCUGUUUGCAUUCACAAAACGUGUUCUGGGCGAGGGUGGGGAGAUGGACAUCCUAAGGGGGCAGAUGGAGGAGCGCUUCAUGGCCUCCAAUCCUUCCAAAGUGUCCCAUGAACCCAUCACUACCACCCUCCGCCGCAAACAGGAGGACACGUCAGCCAUUGUCAUCCAGAGAGCAUUCAAAAAGUAUGUAAGAAAGCAUGCUGCCGUAAAGGCCUUAUACUCAUCCAGUAACAAUAUUAAAAAAGAUGAAACACACAUUGACAAAGAGGAUCUUGUCACAGACAAACUCCAAGACAUUUCUAGUGCCGAUAAAAGUGAACUGAUUCCUUCAACGGCCCCUCAACCUUCAUGUAACAGUGUGACAACAAAUGGAAAAAACAAAUAUGAAAAAGACAAAAGUGAAAAGGAGGUUGAGGGCAAAGAUGUCAAAGAGUAAUAAAAGAAUGCUGGAGAUGCAACAAAGACAUUGUAAUUAAUGACAAAAUGUUUACAACCUUAGAAAGUGACUAAGACAUCCAUUGGACUCCAUUCCUUAGUAUGGAUAUCUAUGCCAAACUGACCAUGCUUACUUGAGUCUAAAGGUUAGUGUAAAGCGGCUCAUUCAGGCUGUAGUGGGGCAAUGUUGGCUGUGUUCAGGAGCAAGGAUGUUUGUGGGGAUGGCUAAGUGUUCUGAAAGACACAGUAGUUAAUGCUUUAAAUUCUAUUGCAGCUAGUUCUGCUAUCCAGUGUCUUGAAUUAUUGUUAUAUCACUGUGUUGUAUUAAUUUACCUACCUUUUUUUCAAGCAGAAAAAAAACAAACAUUUUUUAUGUUAUUACUUCAUUCACAGUUUGGUUAAUUUCGUUUUUAUACACUUUUCAAAAGUUGUGGUCCUUCAGGGGUAGUCUUUACAACGAGAAGCAUUUCUUUCAGACUAGUCUUGCUUGCUCAUAGCGCUUAAAAUACUUGACAGAUCCAAGACACCACGUUGGAGUUGCUGCAGUUAACUAGAAAUGUAGACCUGCAUGAAUCUUACUCCAUGAUUAUGCAUGCUAGAGUGUACUAUUUUCAUCAUGCUUUCUCCCUGACCAUCAUGCUUCUAGCUUCAAGUAUACUGUACAGUCACAACAUGGCUGUUUCUUAAUCUGGGAUGAGUUUAGCCUACAGUCCAAACAAAUUCAGCCGAGUGUGUUGAUUAUGUUUGAUUAUCAAUGUCAGAGCAGUAACACUUGACAGAAAUACUUUGCACAUUCAGUUUUUUUUUUGUUUUUGUUUUUUUAACCUUUAUUUAUUCAGGGAAGGUUCACUGAGAGGCAACCUCUCUUU
Messenger RNA from Sander lucioperca (pikeperch), 6828 nucleotides. It is a transcript of the gene scn1laa, whose product is annotated as sodium channel, voltage-gated, type I-like, alpha. The transcript is spliced from 26 exons. The record is from RefSeq and is a predicted model, not a curated record. Gene Ontology annotation, cellular component: axon; voltage-gated sodium channel complex; plasma membrane. Bases 354 to 5960 code for a protein of 1868 amino acids. Gene Ontology annotation, biological process: sodium ion transmembrane transport; neuronal action potential; membrane depolarization during action potential. Gene Ontology annotation, molecular function: voltage-gated sodium channel activity. NCBI's taxonomy places the organism in Eukaryota, Metazoa, Chordata, Actinopteri, Perciformes, Percidae.